Akanthomyces muscarius is the source of this 3219-nucleotide messenger RNA. RefSeq lists its product as uncharacterized. Gene Ontology annotation, biological process: protein histidyl modification to diphthamide. Bases 1 to 3219 code for a protein of 1072 amino acids. Lineage: Eukaryota; Fungi; Ascomycota; Sordariomycetes; Hypocreales; Cordycipitaceae. Gene Ontology annotation, molecular function: diphthine-ammonia ligase activity. The transcript has 6 exons. The record is from RefSeq and is a predicted model, not a curated record.
AUGGCUGCCGAAAGCCUCAACGUGAUUGCGCUCAUCUCAGGCGGCAAGGACAGCUUCUACAGCCUGCUGCAUUGCAUCCAAAAUGGUCAUCGCAUCGUCGCCCUCGCCAACCUCCAUCCACGGGCACCCGACGCGGCGCCCGCCGGCGAUGUGCAGGACGAAAAGGACCUGAACAGCUUCAUGUACCAGACCGUUGGCCACGAAGUUAUUCCCCUGUAUGCGGAAGCGACAGGGAUUCCGCUGUACCGACAGCCCAUAGACGGAGGCACGGUUCGUCAUGAGAGGGACUAUGCCUAUGACGCCUCAGAGCCCGGCCUGGACGAAACGGAGUCCAUGCUCACGCUCCUGGGCACUAUCAAAGAAAAGCACCCCGAGGCUAACGCCCUCUGCUCCGGAGCCAUCCUGUCAACGUAUCAACGCACUCGUGUCGAGUCCAUUGCCAUCCGCCUCGGCCUCACGCCGCUGGCCUACCUCUGGAAGUACACAGCACUGCCUUCUCCAGUUGCACCGACAAACGAAGCGCAGCUGCUGAUUGACAUGGCGUCUGCGGGCCUCGAGGCACGCAUCAUCAAAGUGGCCAGUGCAGGACUGGAUGAGAGCCAUCUGUGGGAAGUCGCAUCGAGCGAAGCCGGGUCAACCCGUGUGAAGAAGGCGCUGCGCAAAUUCGGCGCUUCAGAUGGCGCGUCCUUGGGAGAAGGUGGCGAGUUUGAGACGCUGGUCCUGAAUGGCCCCGACUGUCUCUUCGAGAAGAAGAUUGUUGUGCCUGAGGACGGCAGACGUGUCGUCCGAGAGGGCGGAGGAUCAAUAUGGCUUUUGACCCGUGGCGCACAUUUACAAGACAAGCACAGUUUGGACGCAGAUUCAGCUGUGAACGCAAGAGUUCCAGAUCUGUUUGAUUCGCGAUUCGCGCAAGUUCUAGAGGACUUGACCGGGCGACCUCAUGGGGCGUCAACAGCUACAGUUGGGGGCUCAGAGACAAAGCCUUUGUCAAAAAUGGACUUUUCAGAUAUUGGCAAGCCCGAACUGUUGGCUUGGAGUUUUACUUCAGAUAAAACUUUCGAUUCCAGCACGAUAACCGAAGAAACAAACAGUGUGGUUGGCAAGCUCUCAGAGGCACUCGCGACUCAUGGCCUCGAUGCCGCCCAGCUGACGACGGUCGUCAUCAUUCUGAGAAACAUGGCCGACUUUCCAAAAAUCAACCAAGCGUACGGCAGUCUAUUCAAGUCACCCAACCCCGCAUCUCGAGUCACAAUAUCCUGCGGCGAGCUGCUACCAGAGGGCCGCAACAUCAUGCUAUACGCGACGGCUCCCCCAGUUUCCAGGACGUCCACAAGAGACGGUCUACAUGUGCAGUCAAGAUCAUACUGGGCGCCGGCCAACAUUGGUCCUUAUAGCCAGGCCAUUGAUGUCCCCAUAACGAAGGACAAUGCCGCCCUGGGCCCGCGAUCAGUUUACAUUGCAGGCCAGAUAUCCCUUAUACCAUGUAGCAUGGCGCUACCCACUCCCUCUCCUUCUUCUCUUGUCGAGCAAAUAACGCUGUCGCUACAACAUCUGUGGCGAAUUGGCACGCAGAUGAAGGUUCAGCAAUGGACGAGCGCCGUCGCCUACUUUGACAAAUCAGCAUCUGAGGAGGAUGUGAGGAACAAGGCGCAAUUGGCGAGCAGAGCGUGGAGUAUGAUGCAUGCUGAGCCGGACGAGGAAGAGGACGAGGCCGCGUUGGAUCCAUGGGAUUUGAAAUACAACCCGCAAUACAUGUCCCUGGUCACCAAUGAGAGCAGCAGGCCACGACCGCUGCCCGACUGGGAGGUCUUUCCCUUGCGGCAGCAGAAUGAGCCCGAGACUUGCAUCCCGCCCUUUUUCGCUGUCGAGGUGGAGGAGUUGCCGCGACAGGCUACUGUCGAGUGGCAUGCACAUAUUGGACUAUCGGGACUUUCCGAGACGAGCACGCAGUUGGUGUCGCAUGCCGAGUCGCAGCUGGAUGGAUGGCGGUCGUGGAAUACAGUGGUGCGGGCGGACGAGGGCGUAUUUAUACAUACAGUGUUGGCGAACGUUCGGAAUCCCGGUACCAAGGCGAACUUGAGCGUGAUUGCUGCCCAGGCCCAGGGCAAGUAUCAGGAGGCGAUUCGUCUGCUUGGAGCAGACACUCUUGAUGUUUCUUCACACAUGCCAUACUUGAUGCCCGGGUCCCAGUACAGUGGAGCCGGCGUCGCUAGUGCCCUAACAAUUAGACGAUCCCUCUUCGGGCUCUUUCCCCCGUCCAAGCGAACGUCUUUGGCUGGCGCAUACCUAUAUAUCUGUGCUCACCUGCCCCCGGCCCACGCGCGAACGAUGAGCAGCAACGAGGCCGCUUCCGCUCCAAACGCGGCAUCAGACUCGGGCAGCACUCCGAUUGUCCCAGUGAGAUCCAACAGCACCGCCGCCACCACCAUCACCACCGGCCGGUUCCGGCAACGGCGGCAGUCGAGAAGCGAGCGAGUCAACGAGAUUUUAGAAAACGCCAGAGGCCGCGCCGACGAGAUGGGCUCCGACCCGGCCACCAUUCGGCGCCAUUCGUCGUUUGGCCGCAAGACGCAGUUUGCCGAUGAAGCGGUCGACGAGACGACGGGCAUGGUGUCGCGCGGAUCCAGCCACAACUACCAGGCGCUGAACCCUCAAGAGAGCGCGUCGGCGCCGCCGCCGGGGAGCGGGACUCACUCCAUAUACAGCCUGCGGUCCAGGACCACGGCCCCGGCCCCGACGGUAGGGAUGGCCUCGGACAGCGACGACGAGGGGACGAGGACGGGCGAGGAGGGCCAGAGGCCGUGGUGGAAGCAGCAGCUCGGCAAGUAUCAGUCGAUUGAGCUGGAAAACAAAGGCAGCGUCGCCAGAGAUCAUCUAGCCCUGGAGCGGACGUUUCUCGCCUGGCUGCGCACGUCGCUCGCGUUUGCCUCGAUCGGCAUCGCCGUCACCCAGCUCUUCCGACUCAACACCUCGCUGAGCGACGGCAAGAACACGCCGGACGCGCUGCGGCGUCUGGGCCGGCCGCUGGGCGCGACGUUUCUCGGCAUCAGCAUCCUGAUCCUGCUGCUGGGGUUCAAGCGCUACUUUCACGGCCAGGAGUGGAUUCUCAAGGGCAAGUUUCCUGCUAGUCGCGGGACGAUUGUCCUGGUGUCCCUCGUGGCGCUGGCCAUCAUGGCUGCAUCGCUGGUUGUGGUUGUGGUGAUACACCCGGCAGACUGA